CCCGUUACCUGAUGAGCUGUGGUGAGUGUCAGAAGAGGAUGCACAUCAGCCCUGGCGAAGCAGAGUUCAAAGAAAAUGACAGACCGACAUCACUGGUGCCGGAUCUCAUCGACUACAACAUGCCGCUGACCACCACCUAUCUGAAGCAGAUGAAACUCCAGUGCAUGAGUACCAAUGAGCAGGAUGAGACUUCAGUGAGCAGUGAGGACUUUGAUAUGAGCGACCCCACAUGGAUAUCAGCUGAUCACGGCCCUGCUUCAGACCUGAGUCCGCCGAACCGCAGAGAGAGAAUGCACAGCCCACAGAACGCACACAUUAAGGAGGAGGACGAUGACUCAUCCUCGGGGAGCGGCAGCGGGAACGGCAUGCACACCAUGACACUUCUGUCUGCGGGCGGGGCGGCCCCGGGGUCUGAGAGGUGCAUGGAGGGAACCCCGUACAGGAAGGUGGUAAACGGCAACAGGCCCCCGGCCCCGCUGGACUUCAGCACCACCUCCUCGUCCUCAUCGUCCGAGGACCAACAGGCUCCAGUCAACCUGAGUGAGACCAGGCUGCCUGGGUCGGCCCUAAUGGGCCCCUUCCAGCUCGACCCCCCAGACGAGCUGCGCAGGAAGUACCCCGUCAAGCCUCUCGCCCAUGCCGCUGAGCUGCGCCUGGACAGAGACUCGAUCAGGGACUAUGGCAACAAGUCUCCUCAGUACAGCUCAGGAAGCUACGACUCAUUGAAGAUGGAGACAUGUGCCGAGGACCUGACCGUGACCAGAGGUGCGGCGGCGGCCGAGGACGAUGACGAUGACCAUGAAGAUCACGACGACAGUGACAAGAUCAACGACACCGAGGGCAAGGACCCCGAGAGACUAAAGGCCUUCAACAUGUUUGUGCGUCUGUUUGUGGAUGAGAACCUGGACCGCAUGGUGCCCAUCUCCAAGCAGCCCAAGGAGAAGAUCCAGGCCAUCAUCGAGUCGUGUAGCCGCCAGUUCCCAGAGUUCGAGCUGCGCGCUCGCAAGCGCAUCCGCACCUACCUCAAAUCCUGCCGCCGAAUGAAGAAGAACGGCAUGGAGGUACGUACCACAUCUAUCAUACCUCCUCUCUCUCUCAUUCCUGGUAGGGAUGAAAGACAUGGGACUGAACUCUCUCGUCUCGUCUCCCCCCAGGAGGAGCAGAUAGCACUUGACAAGCCCAGUUCUCGCGAGCCAGCCUCCCUGGCCCACUCUGCCUACUCCCUGGCCGCCUCAGCCUACUCCCAGGACCAGCUCUACAUCAACGGUGGGCUCAACUACAGUUACCGUGGUUACGGGGGCCUAGGAGCAAGCAUGCAACACCCUGUCUCCUUGACAACCGCCACUGCUCAGAGCAACGGCCCUACUGACCUCAGCAUGAAGUCCCUGGUGUCCAACUCGUCAUCGGCCAGCUCCAACAGCCACGGGCGGAGCGGUGGCGGCGGAGGGAGCGGGGCCUCGGCACAGCUCAGCCCCACGGAGAUCACAGCCGUGCGUCAGCUCAUCGCCGGCUACCGCGAGUCAGCCGCCUUCCUGCUCCGCUCAGCCGACGAGCUAGAGACCCUGAUCCUGCAGCAGAACUGAGAUGAAAACUCCAUCUACCCCGACUCCCUCCUUCUCCCUCUCUCACUCCAACUCUCCCACACGAACCCUAACUAACCGACCAACCACUCUCGCACUCAGCAGAUCCAUUCGUCCGUGAUAUCGUCCUCCUCCACCAACCUUUACAUUCUCCUCAUCGCCAGGAAAAGAAGGCAUGCAACAGCGCUACCUUCCUCUAGUCUAAUAAUCCAAAGCCCUUUGAUUGUUUUGGCAUCAGUGCGUGGAGAGAWAGAGCACUGUCUGUGACCACUUGGGAACAGCGUUUCUCCCUCUCUUCAACCACCUGUAAAGGAACGCGCUCCCUCCCAAUCAUAACAGCUCUCCCUCACUCCCAUAGCUCUGUGGAAAGAAGAGGGAUGACACUAGUGUGGGGGAGAGAGUGGUGGGCUGGUGCACUGGAGAACACUGAAGGGUUGUGCUGUAAUGAGAGAAGAGCGCCCCCUUGUGUACGAAUAAAAUAAGUGGAUCCUUUUUGUGUGCCAGGAAGCUCUAUGUGCUGCAGUACACAGAUCCCCUAAACAACCUCGCCCUCCCCAAUAACAAUGAAAGCGAGACUCCCUGAUUAGUACAAAGAAAAAUCCUUUGAUUUGAAUCAGUUUUGUUUUUUCGAAGCCUGUAGAAUAUUUACGUUUGUUUGGCACCGUUCCRAGCUACUGAAAAGGGGUGUUGACUGAUCUGAAAGAGAGCACUAACUAUAAGACACUGAACCACUUUGUUAAUGAAAAGAGGCUAAGGAAGAAGACUGGGGGAAAAAAUGUAAAAAGAGAGACAACUUGUCGCGCUCGCUGUAAAUAAGCUCUCUGUGUCCUAAAGCACUUUCCCCUGAUUCAGACCUCACCUACCCGUUGAGUAAUAAAGACCGUGAUGUCCCGGGAGCAACACUUUAACUUAUGCAUUAUGGAGAUGCCAUCUUUUCCACAUGGAAAUACCUCAGAUCUACCAACCAACCGUUCUAGUACUUCAUUCAUACUGGGUGCCGUUAUCAUACAAUGCUCACCAGUUACUACCUGAUGUGUUCAGUGUUUUCAAAGACCUGCAGGAAGCAACGUCUUAACYAUUUCAAGAAGAAUAAAUAUUGUAACUAUAGUUAAAAUUUUAUCCCAAACGAASUAUUGUUUGUCCCGUUAUUUGUGUAAUGUAUAUAUUCAGUCCAUAUUUGAUUCUAGAAGCAUCAGUAAAGUGAAGGACUGGGGGCAAGGAAGUAUGUUCUGUGGGACACUGAACCUCUCCAAAGGUAGCUGGAGAUUUUUUUCCAGAGGUUUCCAUGUUUUCCACCCCCCUGGUGGCUCGUUGCUCCCCCAUCAAUUCCAGGUUUUGGUUUGUCCCGAUCUGGUUGUCAACACUCAUCACCCGAUGAUACCGUCUCUUCUGGGUCUGGUUCUGCAUUCCUCUCUCUAACCUACCCUCCUCCUCCGGACCUAUACCCCCCCCCCCAUCCCCUUCUCCCCCCUGACCUUACCUGACCUCUGUCCGGCUUAGUUCUGGACCUUGGUUCUGGGAGGAAUUCUGUAUUUCUUUGUCUAUUGACUCUUUGAGAUGGCCAUUAAUCCACGCUGCUGCUAUAUGGACCGGACUUUUGCCACAGACCUAUAACCUCAAGUCAGGACGCCAGCCUCCUGCACAACCAGAGCACCUCAAGACAACAACACAAACAAAAAGAAGCAAAAACUACUCGAGACAGAUAAGAGACAAAAAUUWAAUUUUUGAAAACGACAUGCCAUCCCAGUCAGUUGCUUCUCUCUGCUACUAGGCACUCUGGUUGAUCUUUUUGUUCUUUCAUAAGGCUGUGUUGUUUUUACAUUAACUUUUUCCUUUGUAGUUUUCUUCAUGAGUUUGAACCUCUGGAGGCAUAAAAGGAGCAAUGUGCUUCUCUUGCAGCCACUCACAAGGGUCAUCUGGRCCUAUCUAUCUUACUGUACAAUGUGUGGCCAAAGUCUGUGAGGUUUGUACCUUUUUAGAACGAGAGGAGAAAAAAAGCUAAAUGUUUCUUCAAGAGGCAAGCCUGAAGGGGCUCAUUGUUGUGUCACUGUAAUUUGCUCCCUUUUGCACACUGAAGCAACAGAAAUCUGUGACGAAGGCCCUGCUUGUUCAGGGCUCCAUCUUGCACUGGCGAGGUGUGUACUACUAAAGGAAAGAGGAAGAGUAUCGCAAUGCAGUUGAUAAUCAUCACAUUCCUGGCCCUUGACUGCAUAGUGUUAACGAAAAGAGGCUAUCUGAGCCCAAAGUGCGAGUUGUACAACGCAUCACAUACGACCACCUCUAUUGUGUAAAUGAAAGCCAUUGAUUUAGGUGCACUAGCUCCGUGGCCUGUGAGAGGUCAUGUCUAGAAGGGAUGUCAAAACAUAGAUAUUCGAGUCACAUCAGAGAGAAUUUUUGCAUUUUAGUUAACCCUAACUAUUUUCCUAACCUUAACCUGCUGCAUAAGUUCUCCGAACCUGCUAUGAAAAGUCACUAAUGACAUUAGCGGCAUCCCAUCUAGUCAAGACCCCUGUGAGAGAUUGAAUGGAGCACUGGGCUCACUGGCAACAUUCUGAACCACAGAACAACACCUUGAUCUAUCCGCCUAGCAUACAUGUGCAAUGUCAAAUCUGAUCUCCAUAAUGAGUACAAAAUUAUUAAGAUUUAUUUUUUAUUUUUUUACGUUAUGGAAAUAGUAUGCCUAGAUAGAAAGUAGAAAAUGAAGUCCAAGAAGUCCACUUCAUCUCAGAGCAAGCUCUUGAUUGAAUCUGCUUAGUGGGUAAAAAAAUGACAAACACAAGAGAAAUAUGCAAAAUGACCAGUCAAGAGGAAACCCCCUCACUGUGUUCUCUCUCAAUGUGGCUUUGAUGGCUUCAAAACGUGUUUUCUUAUUAGUAUCGCCCUCAUUUCUGCGGAUCCAUCCUUCACUCUGCUUAUGCCCUGGGAUCUUAAGCUACAAUUCUCUCAGUACAGUAGAUGACUAUGACGUUUUUUUGUGGGGGGGGGGGGGG
Salvelinus sp. IW2-2015 is the source of this 4570-nucleotide messenger RNA. Lineage: Eukaryota; Metazoa; Chordata; Actinopteri; Salmoniformes; Salmonidae. The record is from RefSeq and is a predicted model, not a curated record.